This is a messenger RNA of Pararge aegeria (speckled wood butterfly), 1353 nucleotides long. RefSeq lists its product as uncharacterized. The transcript has a single exon. Gene Ontology annotation, molecular function: RNA-DNA hybrid ribonuclease activity; nucleic acid binding. The coding region runs from base 1 to 1353 and encodes 450 amino acids. The record is from RefSeq and is a predicted model, not a curated record. Lineage: Eukaryota; Metazoa; Arthropoda; Insecta; Lepidoptera; Nymphalidae.
AUGGACGAACAAGGGGUAUAUUGCCAAGCAUUUGCGGAUGAUGUUGUUCUUGUUUUCUCCGGACACAAUACGCAAGACAUAGAAAUCAAGGCAAACACAGCUCUUGAACAAAUUAAUCAAUGGGGAUCAUUAAAUAAAUUGAAAUUUGCGGCACAAAAAACGCAUGCUAUGUUGAUAACCAGGAAAUUUAAAUAUGAUACCCCACACCUUAACAUGGGCGGAAAGGAUAUAACCCUCGUCAAGGAAAUCAAAAUCUUGGGUAUUACCAUUGAUUCAAAACUGACAUACAAAAAACAUAUCUCUAAUAUCUCUAAGAAAGCACUUAACAUAUACAAACAGCUGUCUAGAGCAGCUAAAGUUUCAUGGGGCCUAAACCCUGAGGUUAUAAGGACGAUAUAUGCUGCAGCCGUGGAGCCUAUUGUUCUAUACGCCGCUAGUGUAUGGGCCAAAUCUUUGGAACAAAAGGGUAUACAAAAACAACUCAAUACCAUACAAAGGGAAUUUGCCCAGAAAAUAUGUAAAGCUUACAAAACUGUCUCAUUACACUCGGCUUUACUACUAGCAGGUCUGGUACCUCUGGACUUGAGAGUCCAGGAACAAGCAAAGCUGUACGAAGCUAAGAGGGGACGACCACUUGAAUAUCUGCCCGAUGAUCGUGAGAUAGAACAGAGAAUAAGCUUUAUGGACGCGGAACACCCUGCUUUUAAUAAAAGUAUAGACUACUCUUGCAUUGACAGUCUCAACCUAGAAACGAUACAAAAACAUCGCAUAGAAGGUGCUUUCAUCUUCACGGAUGGAAGCAAAAUAAAGGGAAAAGUAGGGGUGGCUAUAUCUGUUUGGGAACGUGGCGUGGAGACAAAAGCCAUGAAGCUUAAACUAGAACCAUUCUGCACUGUCUUUCAGGCUGAAAUGUAUGCAUUGGAUAGAGCAGUACGCCAUAUAAAAGAUAAAAAUAUCCAAAAAUCUAACCUAUUUAGUGACUCAAAAUCUUCCCUUGACCUGAUAAAAAGGCAUACAACCACACAUCCACUGGCAUGUUCAAUAAGGAAAAACUUGAUAGCCAUUCAAAAACAAGGGAAAGCAUUACAUAUUUUCUGGGUAAAGGCCCACGUAGGUGUUGAGGGUAAUGAGAGGGCCGAUCAUCUUGACAAGGAAGCAGCGUUAUAUAAAAGAACUAAGGCGGACUACGAUGCAUGCCCAAUUUCCUACAUAAAACACUCUAUAAGAAGUGACACACUCGAAAAAUGGCAAAAUAGGUAUGGCAAAAUACCUCAGGAUCAACUGCCGGAACAACUAAGUUAUUUUUACCAAAUGUCAAACAGGCCUACAAAAUUCUCAAACAAACCAAACUAA